AUGCCAAAUCCUAAUCCCCUGCGGGUCGGGGUUCUCCUCGUCGACGCCGUUCAGCUUUUGGACAUUGCCGCCGUCGACCUUCUCUUCAUGACGGACCCUGAGUACAUCAAGGCUAUCGGCAUGCCAAAGCCGAUGCAAGAGCUUGGUAGAACCUGUCAGGUCCAUUAUAUCGGCCGUGGCGGAGCCAAGGAGCACUCGCCUGUGACUGCCAACAUGGAGCUCUCUUUGACCGACUCUCUUACCAGCCCCGCCGUCAGACCCGGACAACUCGACGUGCUUUUCAUUCCUGGUCCUCCUCCUGACAACAUGCCAUGCGGCGAUGACUACCUAGAGUUCCUACGGGAGCAUUUCAAGGCCGGGGCCGAGAUCAUGUCAGUCUGUACCGCUGCAUUGGUAAUUGCAUAUUCCGGCAUCACCAAAGGAAGAGUUGCUACCGCGCCUCGAUUCCUGAUCCCGCGUCUACAAAAGGAGUUCCCAGAUACGAAGCUCUGGGAUGAUUCCAUGCGAAUCGUGCGUGACGGAAAUAUCUGGUCUUGCGUAAAUGUGAUUCUCGGGGCUGCAGAUAUUGUCCCUCGCAGUAUUGAAUACCCAACUGCUCCUGCUAUUGAUAAUGCCUUUUUCUUGUGGCAAAUUAUGCGGUCCGUGCCGCGUUAUGUUCUUCGCAUGUGCACCCUCCAGGGCUAG
This is a messenger RNA of Penicillium manginii, 684 nucleotides long. RefSeq lists its product as uncharacterized. The transcript has 2 exons. The record is from RefSeq and is a predicted model, not a curated record. The coding region runs from base 1 to 684 and encodes 227 amino acids. Lineage: Eukaryota; Fungi; Ascomycota; Eurotiomycetes; Eurotiales; Aspergillaceae.